This is a messenger RNA of Cotesia congregata, 3042 nucleotides long. NCBI's taxonomy places the organism in Eukaryota, Metazoa, Arthropoda, Insecta, Hymenoptera, Braconidae. The record is from the annotation of a GenBank genome assembly.
AUGAGUUCGCGAAGGAAUUCAGAUGGCUCGGGAGAGCAUCAUUCGGUAAAAAGCAUCCGGCACGCAGAUUCUAGCGAGAGCGAGAGAAAGGUCACUCCGCCACCACAUAAGAAAAGACGUUUCGAGACUUAUAGAUCGAAUCUAAAGAAUCUUGAAGAACAGGUUGCCUUUUUAUCUAAUCAAAUUCUUGGUAACACUCAACAUACAUUUCAGAAAACACCUGGCCAUUCUUUCGAGACUCCUGAGGGUACACAGCAUCACGUUCCAGGCAUAGCAGACCCGGAAGUGACUCAGACGGAAUUCCUCACAACUCCUAUCGAGCCGUCCAAGGUAUUGGACCUAGGUCAGUGCAAGACAGAGGUGGAUAGCCGGAAGGUUUUACGGGAAGCCUGUCCAGAAAAGUUGAAAUUAAUAUCUGAACUUCAAAAAUUUGGUUCAGAAAAUUGGAAAGAACUCAGGUACGGAAAUACUUUAAAAGAAUUUUUAGCUUCUCCAGGCUUCACAGAUCUGAAGGUCAAUGAGAAGCUAUGUUAUCUGGAUAAGAGUAAGGACCCUAACUUUUCAACGGAAAGAGCCUUGGCGGGCCUGUCAAAUGCAAUUUUGGAACAAAACCGACUUCUGAAGGAUACUCUCCAAGGUAUUGUUAACUGGACAUUCUCAAACAGGGAGAAUGUUAAUCCAGAGACAAUGCAUGAACUUUUUUCAGCAAAUUUUGGUCCUAAUUCAGAAUAUUUCAAGAAUUCCGAGAUGUUACAGGUAGUUUGUGGUAAAAGAGCUUCAUGCAUAGAAGCUAGAAGGGAAAGAUUAAUAUCGGAAGCUCCGAACAAGCAGAUCCAAGUAGCCUUGAGGAACAUUCCACCCAGCACGGAGUACCUUUUUGGUAAGGAAAGAUUAGGUUCUUUAAUACAAUCUCUAGGGGGUCCUCAGUCUUGGUUAAGGAACCCGGGUCAGUCAGGAUCAAGGUUCAUACAUCAAAGAAAGAGCGAGAAUCAGUCCCAUUCAGCGACUCGCCAGUCCCAUCCUCUAUCAAGACCAGCUCAGAGCACAGUAAGUAAGUCAGAAUCUCAGUUUCAGACAUCGAGGCCAAAGAAUUGGAAGAAAGAGACCCCUAAAUCCAAGGGCUCUUAUUCCUUUCGUAACACAGUUCUCAGGAGGCCAGCUUGCCAAGUUUCACAACGAGUGGAAAAAGCUAGGAGCCCCAGAAGAAAUUCUAGAUAUAAUUACAGGUUCCCGCAUCCCAUUUACAGAGAAACCAGUUCUUACAAGCAAUUGGAAAUCAUCAAUCUUCAAGACGAAAAGCACCCCUCAGCUGUCGGAUCAGAUAAGACUAUUGAUAGACCAGAGGGUAUUAGAGCAACCGGAACACCCAGGUUCGAGUUUCAUUUCAAGGAUGUUUCUUAUAAAGAAAUCGGAUGGGGGGAUACGCCCUAUAUUCGAUCUCCAGAAUUUAAACAGGUACGUGGAAGUCAAGUCAUUCCAAUUAUUCUCUCACACAAAGAUUCCAGACUUUCUCCAGGACGGGGACUGGAUGACGAGAAUAGACUUGUCACAAGCAUACCUGCAUAUAGCUGUGGCGGAAGCACAUCGCUGCUUUUUAAGAAUCCUCUACGAGGAUGUACUGCUACAGCUGACGAGCUUGCCCUUUGGCCUCUCAGCUGCGCCGUAUACGUUCUUGAUGAUAACGAACUGGAUAGCCGAAAUCCUUCGUUCCAGAGGCGUAAGAGUCGUGGUCUACCUGGACGAUUUCCUGAUUGUAGCUCAAAAUCAGGAGGACCUAAAAUCUCAGGUAGCCAUGACGGUAAAAUUACUCGAAACUCUAGGUUGGCAAUUGAACCGAAGCAAGAGCGUCCUACCACCGCAGAAGGUGGACCAAUUGAUCCUUCAGGUGUGGAAGAUUGGGGCUGGUGCAGAAUGACCAAGGACUGGUCAUCACAAGAAAAAGAUUUGGUGAGAGAGAGUUGGCGAGCAUCGACCUUACUCACUUACAAAACCCCAAUCAAGAAGUGGCUAGCUUGGUGCAGAGAGAAAGGGAUGGAUCCAGUAGCACCCAGGGGUGUGGAUCUCGCUCGUUUCCUUUCUCACCUCUUUAUAGACGAGAAGAUAGCCUACAGCACUAUCCUGGUCCAUAAGUCGGCAAUAACAACAUUUUGUGCAAAAAGAGAUCUAUCGUCAGAUUUUCUAGUUAAACAGGUUUUAAAAGCAAUCUCAGUGGCAAAGCCGAAGGAGACAAGGUCGUCAAUAUGGGAUGCACAGAUCCUGUUGGAUUGGCUAAAAUUAGACCUACCGAAUUUAUCCUUCUUUGAGGUGUCCAGGAGAACAGCUACGAUACUGUUGCUGGCUUCAGGUAGAAGAGUUCACGACUUAACGUUACUAAAAAUUUCUAAAGAAUCGCUGGAUAAUCUAGGCAACGAGAUCAUCUUAUGGCCGAGCUUUGGCUCCAAGACGGAUAGAGCCGAAUUUAGACAGUCAGGCUGGAGACUGUCUAAACACGAGAACAUAAGGAUCUGCCCAGUUACAUGGGUUAGAGCCCUGAUCAAGCUAUCAGAGAAGCGAAGAUCUUCCCAGAACUUGGAAGAGUUAUUCAUCACGGUCACUGGUCCAGUAAAACCGGCUUCGAGGACAAUCAUUGCGGGCUGGAUCCGCUCGGUCCUAAAAGAGGCAAACAUCGAUGCUUCACCUGGCUCGGUACGAGCAGCAGUGGCUUUCAGAGGUUGGCUUGAUAAUUUGCCAAUCCAGGAGAUUUUGGAAAGAGGUAACUGGAGGAGUUUAGAGACAUUCAGGAACCAUUACUGUAAGCAGAUAGAAAGACAAGGCCAAGGGUCCCAAGGUCUUCUGUUCAACAACUUCAACCCGAUAGGAAGGACAGUAAAGGAAGAGGUUAAUCAUUUGGAAACUUCCUAUCAUUCAUAUUUCAGGCGUAACAUUAACAUCAACAUUGAUCCAAGAAGCUGUCUCCAGCAUCACAUAGCGUUGAGGAGAUCACCAGUAGGUAGCAAACAAAUCUCUCAUAGGGAUGCCGUGUAUCGGCCUAGAGGAAUGUAA